Sparassis crispa is the source of this 4638-nucleotide messenger RNA. Its product is annotated as Target of rapamycin complex 1 subunit mip1. The transcript has 10 exons. NCBI's taxonomy places the organism in Eukaryota, Fungi, Basidiomycota, Agaricomycetes, Polyporales, Sparassidaceae. Gene Ontology annotation, cellular component: TORC1 complex; cytoplasm. Gene Ontology annotation, molecular function: protein-macromolecule adaptor activity; protein binding. Gene Ontology annotation, biological process: cellular response to amino acid stimulus; cellular response to starvation; TOR signaling. The coding region runs from base 1 to 4638 and encodes 1545 amino acids. The record is from RefSeq and is a predicted model, not a curated record.
AUGUUUGGGAUCCACGGUACCGAAGGUGCCAAUGGGCGGCGAUCUGACGGUGCUGCACGACAUGGUUCGGACAUGGAUUCCUCUACUGAACGCGAUUUUCGCUCUACAUCUCGUUCUGACCCUUCAUCCGCUCAGACGAGGGCAGUGAACAGCGCGUACGAUCAGGACGCGCGACUCGCAGGAUCUGUUGCUACCCUCCCUGACAAUACUCCCAUUCUUCCACACUGGUCCGCGAAACGCCAUCUAACAUGCGGAAAUCCGACACCUCCUCCGUCCUGGGCACCAAAAAUGACCCCUUGGCGUCCAACUCCUGGCAAGCUCAAGACGACCAACGCUAUCCUUGUCUUGUGUCUGAAUAUCGAUGUCGAUCCACCGGAUGUUGUCAAGACGUCGCCAUGUGCGGUAUUGGAAUGUUGGGUGGACCCACACACGAUGCCCUCGCAGAAGGCACUGCAGAUAAUUGGGGCCAACUUGCACCACCAGUUCGAAGGACUAAGCCAGAAGAUGUAUUAUAAACCCCUACUGGAUCCCGCAUUCGAUGACCUGCGCAAGUUGUGCCAAGCGAUGCGCAAGCAGGCUAAGGACGAUGCGAUCUUGUUUUACUACAAUGGCCACGGUGUGCCCAAGCCUACCCCCAGUGGCGAAAUGUGGUGCUUUAACAAGAACUACACGCAGUACAUUCCUGUGUCGCUUCAGGAGCUACAAGGCUGGCUUCUCUCACCAUGUGUUUACAUCUGGGAUUGUUCAGCAGCGGGCCACUUGUUGCAGAACUUCAUAAACUUCGCACGGAAACGUGACACCGAUGUCGCUAUGAACCGUGGUGGGUACCCGGAGGGUACACCUCCAUUCUCGGAAAGUAUACAGCUGGCUGCUUGUACUGCUGAUGAGCAAUUGCCCUCUUGUCCUGAACUACCGGCCGAUCUUUUCACAUCAUGUCUGACUUCGCCAAUUGACAUCGCCUUGCGUUACUUCAUCAUGACCCACCAGCUGCCCAACGAUAUUACGGCCGACAUGGUGAUGCAGCUUCCUGGUGACCUUAAAGAUCGUCGGACGCCUCUGGGUGAACUUAACUGGAUCUUCACUGCCAUCACGGACACCAUUGCAUGGACAACUUUCUCGCGCGAUAUCUUUACCCGAUUGUACAGGUCAGAUCUACUUGUUGCUUCAUUGUUCCGCAACUUCUUGCUGGCAGAACGGAUCAUGAAGAAUUAUCACUGCACUCCACACACUUAUCCUCCGCUGCCGCCGACGAAUACUCAUCCGUUGUGGGCUUCGUGGGAUUUGGCUGUAGAUUCAUGCCUUAGACAGCUUCCCGAGUUGCUCAAGCAUGCGAAGCCCAGGGCGGACACAGACGCUUCGCUCACAGUCCAUGCGCGACGACAAACAACUCAAUCUGGCGAGAAGACGUCAGUUGGCGAGCAGCCGUACACGUACACUCCCAGUCGGUUCUUUGCUGAUCAGCUUACAGCAUUCGAGGUGUGGAUUUCUCGCGGCGGGUCUGCGCUGACGAAACGUGGACCAUUGUCCUUGCCGGAAACGAAUGGAGAUGCGAGUUUUGAAAUGGCAGACAUCGCAGAUUCUACAAAUCUGCCCCAGGAUUUGGCACAACAUCAUCUGGUCCCUCGCAGACCUCCAGAUCAACUUCCCAUCGUUCUUCAGGUCCUUCUCUCACAGCCUCACCGUCUGCGUGCACUCAUCCUUCUAUCUCAAUUCGUUGAUUUGGGCCCUUGGGCGGUCUAUCUUGCUCUCACCAUUGGAAUUUUCCCAUAUAUUGCGCGUCUCUUGCAAGCCGCAAGUCACGAUUUACGCCCUGUCCUUAUCUUCAUUUGGACGCGCAUAUUCGCCGUCGACCCCACCUGCCAGAUUGACUUGUACACGAACCAGGGAUACAAAUAUUUUGCGAACGUCCUCUCCAUGGACGAUCCGAGACAUCUGGCGUUCCCUAACCGGUCGGAGCACAAGGCUAUGUGCGCAUUUAUACUGUCUGCGAUCUCGCGUGACUACCCGCAAGGGCAAGAUGCAUGCUGGCGCGAGCAGGUGUUUGACUCAUGCUACGAGAAGCUCAGUGACGAUGAUUUCUUACUGCGGCAAUGGUCGGCUUUGUGCAUUGCGCAAAUAUGGGACGCGAAUGCGGACAUCAAGGUCUAUGGUGUCGACCGAGGAGCUCAGGACAAGUUGAUCGCGAUGCUGUCAGACGAUUCGGCAGAAGUCCGGUGUGCGGCAUUAUACGCUCUAGGAACCUUCCUGGGUGCUUCCGGCUCUGCAGACAUGCAGAAGCUUGGAGGAGGAGGUAGCGGGACGAUGUAUCAGUUUGACGAACGGAUCCACUUCCGGAUGGAGGUAGCAGUUGUCACGGGUGCAGCGCUCGCCAUUAGGGAUGAUGCGAGUCCAAUGUGCCGAAAGGAGCUGCUUGUACUCAUCAGUUGCCUGGUGAAGGAGUGGAGAGGGUAUUUCAUUGUGUGUGCGUGGAUCUAUUGGGAAGAAGAUCGACGAUGGAGGGAAAGAGAGGGACAUCCACAUCACGACGAUGUCGCCUCGCAGGCGGUAGCGGAGUGGUUAGAUGGUUUCGGGGACGAUGAAGCAUUCCGCGAGGAAAAUCGCGUAUUCUUCUCAUCCUUCCUGACAAUCUUCUGCAUCCUGCUGGAGCUUUCGGUAGACUCUUACCAAGAGGUAGCAACCAAUGCACAAACGGUGAUAGAUUACAUAUUGGCUUUACUCCUUGAAUCACCUUUCUCCCGUCUCGACAGCACCACACUCAACCGUCCUCCUUCAUCCUCGUCACAUCUCUCUGGUACAAGAACACGAGCACCUUCUCUGUCAUCACAAGGCCUACACCGGCCACCCUCUCCAACCAUUAGCCGACCAGGCAUGACUCGCAGUGACACGAUGGCGAGUACCAUCUCGAACGGGGUCACUAGCACUCUGCGACGAACUUCAUCAUUCGCCAACGCAUUGAAGAGUCUCGCAGGCAAUAUCGCAUUCCCGACGAUGGAAGAUGGUCAUUCAUCGCCCAAGCUCACAUCUACCGGCGUAACUAUCUCCGAUGUGAAUGCUGUUUCAAGGCCGCCUUCGCCCAACUUGAAUUACGCCCAGUAUACUUCGCCGUACUCGCGUCCUUCUACUCCUCAGCAAACGCACUAUCCGCAGAAAUCUUCCCCGAACCCCUCACCACGCUCGUCGCUUGAUAGUCAGCACAACGACUACCUACCCUCAGAUGUUAUGGAGGCCUUGAUGGAGGAGGAUUGGGAGCGAUUAAGGGCUCGUCGAAGGACAGAAACGCGACAUCGGCAGGGUCACCAGGGUCACGGUAAUCACCAGCAGGGAUCUUACGCCUUGGGCGCCAUGAGCAGCCCUUCGGGAAGCACAUUCUCAAUGGACUCGAACAUCAUUUUGGGCCUUGGCACAGGCGUUGGCAUCAGGGAUGUGCUCCCGCUCAAGAGCAGGUUCUAUGACUGGUGCUGUGAGUACUUCAAAGAGCCGCAGAUGAGACAACCGGAGGUUGAUGAACCUGGUAGUUUGCAGUAUAAUUACCAGGUUUGGCGACAGCAACGGAAUGAGCACGUUAUCGCACAAACCCGGACACAGGCUGAGACAGCAGGCAGUUGUAAAUGGGAUAGACCGGUAUCAACUAUCCAAGUAGCUGGCCUGCCUCUGACCAUGGCAUUCCACGCGUUUGAUCCUCAUCUCGUUAUCGCCAGCGAGACGGAUGUUAUUACGGUUUGGGAUUGGUUGCAACGGAAGCGUUUGAAUUAUUUCUUCAACGGCAAUCCCCGGGGGACGAGCAUCACAUCGCUGCAUCUCAUCAACCAAGACGUGGGUGGUAUUAUAUUGACUGGUGCCGCGGAUGGCGUGAUUCGUCUGUACCGCAAUUAUGAUCCAGCUGUCUGUAAUGGCCACGUUCAGAUGGUCAGCUCGUUCCGUGGUCUGAACGAGAUCAUCCAGAUGCCACGGAGUAGCGGGGUUGUCACGGAGUGGAAGCAAAAUGGUGGCAAUCUACUCGUGAGCGGCAGUUCCCGUAUCGUCCGGGUGUGGGAUGCGCACACAGAAAGUCAAGUCGUGGAUUUGGAUACAAAUUCGGACAGUCCUGUUACCGCACUGGUAUGUGAUGUCGGGUCAUCACAUACGUUCCUGGCGAGCUUCGCCGAUGGCACGGUGAAGGUCUAUGAUCGCCGUCUUGAAGAAGAGGAUGCCGUUGUUCGAUCAUAUAAUGAGCAUACUUCUUGGGUGCAGAACAUCAAGUGGCACCCGUCCUUUAGUGGGCAGUUCCUAUCUGGAAGUAUGGACGGUGAAGUGAAACUUUGGGAUAUGCGGGGAGGCGAGCGCUCCAUGCAGACGUGGGACAUGUUCCCGCAAGGCUUGUCGGCCUUCGAUGUUCAUGAACAGACGGACGUGUUUGCUGCGACAUCAUCUCCGACGACCACCAAUUGGCGGGCACAACGUACCGAGGUUCACUCGUUUACGCGAGCGACACCACUUACGGCGCUCGCUACUCAACUCACGCUCCCGCCUCCACGGGAGCCGUCGCUGCCAUUCGUGACGCGUUCAAGUAGCUUGGUCUUCCAUCCACGGGAGAUGGUUUAUGCCGCUGGUUUCUGGGAUGGUGCUGUGCGCAUCAUGGGUUGCAAGUUACCGUCAUAG